This is a messenger RNA of Alternaria alternata, 400 nucleotides long. RefSeq lists its product as hypothetical. The record is from RefSeq and is a predicted model, not a curated record. The transcript has a single exon. Bases 112 to 267 code for a protein of 51 amino acids. NCBI's taxonomy places the organism in Eukaryota, Fungi, Ascomycota, Dothideomycetes, Pleosporales, Pleosporaceae.
CGUACAUGUACAUUCUGCUUUUUGCACAGCUGCAUCACGAAAUCUAGCUGCUUGUGUUCCCAACUUCGCCAUUUCUAACAACGUGCUAUGCAUUAUUUCGUAUUGUGUAUGAUGACCUUCCACACUCCACUGUGGAUCUCGGUGUCUUGGCUGUCACUCUUGACAGAACUUUUGACCCUUUCGCGCCAUGUUUUGGUCUUGCGGUUCUAUGCAGUUGCUUCUGUAAUGCUAUUGCUGUACUUAGAAAUGGCAAAGCUACCUAUGUAGAGGUAGGGAUCAUUCGCUCGUGCCGACGAGUUCAACGUUACGUCUUUCUGUCAGUAUUAGUACAAUCAUAGCUCCGAUGACUCGACAUGACCCAUCUGUACAUUGAGCUCCAAGCUCUGCAUGGUAGAUCUCG